CCUCAGACACAGGCGUUGUUAGAUUAGGACGGGUUGUACCCAUUUUGGAGGAACUGCUUUGGUUAGAAGUCUGAUUUACGAUCUUGGCUAUGAAAGUGUACGAUAAGAAUUCGGUAUCCCUCAACUUGGUCUUAACAACGUCGACACAAAAUUUAGGAAAACGAGGCAUCAAGGCUCCACUUCUUCUCUUUGUUUAUUACUGUGCUAUUAUUAUACAAGUCACUAGCAAUUUUUUCUGUCACCCUCCCGCCUCUUCCUUGUAUUUCUACAUAGCCAUUCACAUGUUGCAAUCAAAUUGAGGGUGGUUUCAAGGCCCUCAUUAUAGCCAGUUAUAUCCCAU
This is a messenger RNA of Guyanagaster necrorhizus, 340 nucleotides long. RefSeq lists its product as uncharacterized. NCBI's taxonomy places the organism in Eukaryota, Fungi, Basidiomycota, Agaricomycetes, Agaricales, Physalacriaceae. The transcript has 4 exons. The coding region runs from base 90 to 299 and encodes 69 amino acids. The record is from RefSeq and is a predicted model, not a curated record.